UUUAUUGUUUGAGAUCGAAAAUGUCUAAUCAUAAUGAAAAAUCUAGCAGCUCAAGUUCUUGUCCGCAUGCAAAUAAUGGUGGAGGAUGUCCUGUUGCAUCUAAAAUGGACGAAAUUGAUCCUUUGAAUGCUAUGCCCCGUCCGAAUCAACAACCUGCUCCUGAUCAACCUUUCUCUUUGUCUACAGAUCGAGAGAAGUCCACAAUUCCAAAGGCAAGUGAAUGCACAAAUGAAAAAAUUAUUACUUGGGAAUAUCCUUCUCCUCAAAUGUUUUGGAAUGCUAUGGUUAAAAAAGGUUGGCGUUGGAGAGAUGAACAGAUCAAUCAAAAAGAUAUGGAAAAUAUCAUUCAAAUCCAUAAUGCUAACAACGAACAUGCAUGGCGAGAAGUUCUUAUGUGGGAAAGAGCCCUUCAUCCGGAAUGCAGCACUCCAAAGCUUAAAAGCUUUCACGGAGACGCAAAAAACUAUUCGCCAAGAGCUAGAAUUCGUGGUUGGUUAGGUUAUCAAAUGCCUUUUGAUCGUCACAAUUGGUUGGUAGAUAGGUGUGGAGAUGAUGUGACGUAUAUAAUUGAUUAUUAUGAUGUGGGUAGAGUAAAUCCUGAGACAAAACUUUUUACUCAAUUGGAUGUUCGACCAGCAAUUCGUGAUUGGGAUUCUCUUUGGUGUAGGACGGUUGUUGGAUAUUGGAGACUCAAAGAAACUUUUUCGCAAUGGUGGAAUAGAGGACGUGAUCGAUUAGAGUAA
This is a messenger RNA of Meloidogyne enterolobii, 743 nucleotides long. The record is from the annotation of a GenBank genome assembly. Lineage: Eukaryota; Metazoa; Nematoda; Chromadorea; Rhabditida; Meloidogynidae.